Messenger RNA from Elephantulus edwardii (Cape elephant shrew), 1051 nucleotides. RefSeq names its product zinc finger protein 383-like. Gene Ontology annotation, molecular function: DNA-binding transcription factor activity, RNA polymerase II-specific; RNA polymerase II cis-regulatory region sequence-specific DNA binding. The transcript has a single exon. The annotation marks the transcript as partial. Lineage: Eukaryota; Metazoa; Chordata; Mammalia; Macroscelidea; Macroscelididae. Gene Ontology annotation, biological process: regulation of transcription by RNA polymerase II. The record is from RefSeq and is a predicted model, not a curated record.
UCUGGAAUCAAUGUGUGAAACCAAGUUAUUAUCUCUGAAGAAAGAAGUUUAUGAAAUAGAGUCUUACCAGAGAGACACAAUGGGACUUGCAAGACAAGGCUUUGAGUCCUUCAGUUUUAGAGACAGUUUCUUUGAAAGACGGCUAGGGUAUUUCAAUCAAGAAACAUUCACUUGUGAAUAUAUGCCUACAUUUAUUCACCACACAUUCCUUACUUUACAACAAAUAAUUAAUAAGGAUGAAAAAUCCUAUGAAUGUAAGAAAUGUGGAAAGGCCUUUAGUCAGAACUCACAAUUUAUUCAACAUCAGAGAAUUCAUAUUGGUGAAAAAUCUUAUGAAUGUAAGGAGUGUGGGAAGCUCUUUAGCUGUGGCUCACACGUUACUAGACAUCAGAAAAUUCACACAGGUGAGAAACCCUUUGAAUGCAAAGAAUGUGGAAAGGCCUUCAGUUGUAACUCAUACCUUUCUCAACAUCAAAGAAUUCAUAGUGGUAAGAAACCCUAUGAAUGUAAGGAAUGUGGAAAGGCCUUUAGUUAUUGCUCAAAUCUUAUUGAUCAUCAGAGAAUUCACACUGGAGAAAAACCCUAUGAAUGUAAAGUGUGUGGUAAAGCCUUUACUAAGAGCUCACAACUUUUUCAACAUGUGCGAAUUCAUACAGGUGAGAAGCCCUAUGCAUGUAAGGAAUGUGGCAAAACCUUUACUCAAAGUUCAAAGCUUGUUCAAUAUCAGAGAAUCCACACUGGUGAGAAACCUUACGAAUGCAAGGCAUGUGGCAAAGCCUUUAGUAGUGGUUCAGCACUUAGUAAUCAUCAGAGAAUUCACACUGGUGAGAAACCCUAUGAUUGUAAGGAUUGUGGAAAGGCUUUUACUCAAAGUUCACAACUUCAUCAACAUCAAAGAAUUCAUGCUGGUGAGAAACCUUUUGAAUGCCUUCAAUGUGGAAAGGCCUUUACUCAGAAUUCACAACUUUUUCAACAUCAGAGAAUUCAUACUGAUGAGAAACCAUAUGAAUGUAAUGAGUGUGGAAAAGCCUUUAAUAAAUGUUCAAACCUU